CCGAGCCCAGAGCUCCGGGCGGUCGCAUUGUUUUCCUCCGCGGAACGGCGGCGGGAGUGUGUGAUGUGUGUGUUGCUGGGGAAGGGGGGCUGCCACUCGGACCCGGGGCUCCCGUAACCCGACAGCGCCCUGGAGCCCACCUCCCAGCCUCAUCCAGCCGGGACCUUCAUCACAUCUCGCCUCCCGCGUCCCGAUCGUCGACUGCGAACUCUGCGCGGCGCGGAGCUGCUGGCCACGGGCUGCCGUCCUGAUCCUGUCGACCGGGAUCCCGGAGCAAGUCCCCAGGGCCAGAGGUCUCCUGUCCCCCACAGGACUCACUACCCCAGGGCCAGCAUAUGGGUGAGGGGGCACCCCCUGGGGCCUGAGCUGCCCCGCACAGGAUGCCCCGUGCCCCCCACCUCAUGACCUUGCUGCUGCUGCUCCUGUCUCUUCCCCAUGCUUGGGCCGCCUUUCCCCAGGACCCCGUCCCUCUGCUGACCUCCGACCUGCAAGGUUCUUCCCCGUUGUCCUGGUUCCGGGGCCUGGAGGAAGAUGCUGUGGCUGCAGAACUUGGGCUGGACUUCCAGAGAUUCCUGACUUUGAACCGGACCUUGCUAGUGGCUGCCCGGGAUCACGUGUUUUCAUUCGAUCUUCAAGCCCAAGAAGAAGGGGAAGGGCUGGUGCCCAAUAAGUUUCUAACGUGGAGGAGCCAAGACGUGGAGAACUGUGCCGUCCGGGGAAAGCUGACGGAUGAAUGCUACAACUACAUCCGUGUUCUCGUGCCCUGGGACUCCCAGACCCUCCUUGCCUGUGGAACGAACUCCUUCAGCCCUGUGUGCCGCAGCUAUGGGAUAACUUCGCUGCAACAGGAGGGCGAGGAGCUGAGUGGGCAAGCCCGAUGCCCCUUUGAUGCCACCCAGUCCAACGUGGCCAUCUUUGCAGAGGGCAGUCUGUACUCAGCCACAGCGGCAGACUUCCAGGCCAGCGAUGCUGUCGUCUACCGAAGCCUCGGGCCCCGGCCCCCGCUCCGCUCCGCCAAGUAUGACUCCAAGUGGCUCCGAGAGCCACACUUCGUCCACGCUCUGGAACAUGGAGACCACGUGUACUUCUUCUUCCGAGAGGUCUCUGUGGAGGACGCCCGGCUGGGGAGGGUGCAGUUCUCCCGAGUGGCCCGCGUGUGUAAACGUGACAUGGGCGGCUCACCUCGGGCCUUGGACCGCCACUGGACAUCCUUCCUAAAGCUGCGGCUCAACUGCUCCGUCCCUGGAGACUCUGCCUUCUACUUUGACGUCUUACAGGCCUUGACAGGGCCUGUUCACCUGCACGGCCGCGCUGCUCUCUUUGGCGUCUUCACCACUCAGACCAACAGUAUCCCUGGCUCCGCAGUCUGCGCCUUCUACCUGGAGGAUAUUGAACGUGGGUUUGAGGGCAAGUUCAAGGAGCAGAGGAGUUUGGAUGGGGCCUGGACCCCUGUGUCUGAGGACAGAGUCCCCUCACCCAGACCAGGGUCCUGUGCAGGUGUGGGUGGAGCUGCCCAGUUCUCCUCUUCUCAAGAGCUGCCUGAUGAGGUCCUGAUCUUCAUCAAGGCGCACCCACUCCUGGAUCCCGCUGUGCCGCCCGCCACCCAUCAGCCUCUGCUCACUCUCACCAGCAGGGCUCUGCUGACCCAGGUAGCUGUGGACAGCUCCGCUGGGCCCCACAGGAACACCACCGUCUUGUUCCUUGGCUCCCAUGAUGGGACAGUGCUAAAGGUGCUGCCCCCCAGUGGGCAAUCCCGGGGACAGGAGCCUGUCAUACUGGAAGAGAUCUAUGCGUACAGCCCAUCCAGGUGCGAUGGGAAGCGGGCUGCCCGGGCGGCACGACGGAUCCUAGGGCUGGAACUGGACGCUGAGGGUCACAGGCUCUUUGUGGCCUUUCCUGGCUGUGUCAUCUACCUCCCUCUCAGCCGCUGUGCCAGGCAUGGGGCCUGUCAGAGGAGCUGCCUGGCUUCUCAGGACCCAUACUGUGGAUGGCACGGAUCCAGGGGCUGUGUGGAUAUCAGGAGAUCUGGUGGGACUGAAGAGGAUCAGGCUGGGAAGCAGGAAUCUACCGAGCAUGGCGACUGCCGGGAUGGAGCUACUGGGAGUCAGUCUGGCCCGGGGGAUUCUGCUUAUGUGCUUCUGGGUCCUGGCCCUUCCCCUGAGACCCCCAGUCCCCCCAGUGAUGCCCACCCCGAGCCCCAGUCUUCCACGCUUGGAGCUCAAACUCAGGGCGUCCGCCGGGACCUCCCCCCAGCCUCCGCCUCCCGCUCCAUCCCCGUCCCGCUCCUCCUGGCCAGUGUGGCCGCCGCCUUUGCCCUGGGCGCCUCCGUCUCCGGCCUCCUGGUGUCCUGCGCUUGUCGCCGCCGGGCUCACCGACGUCGGAGCAAGGACAUCGAGAGCCCGGGGCUCCCUCGACCUCUGUCCCUUCGCAGCCUCGCCCGGCUGCACGGCGGUGGUGGUCCUGAGCCCCCGCCUCCGCCCAAGGACGGGGACCCCACGCAGACGCCACCCCAACUCUACACCACCUUCCUGCCUCCUCCGCCAGACGCCGGACCCCCGCCCGAGCUGGCCUGUCUGCCCACCCCGGAGUCCACGCCCGAGCUGCCCGUCAAGCACCUGCGCGCCGCCGCCGCCGGGGCCCCGUGGGAAUGGAACCAGAACGGCAACAACGCCAAGGAGGGCGCGGGGCGCGCGCGGGGCUGCGGGGCGGCGGCGGGAGCGGCGCCCCGAGUGCUGGUGAGGCCGCCCCCGCCGGGCUGCCCCGGGCAGGCGGUGGAGGUCACCACCCUGGAGGAACUGCUGCGCUACCUGCACGCUCCGCAGCCGCCGCGGAAGGCCGCCGAGGCCCCGGCCGCCCCCCUGUCCUCGCCGCCGCCGCUGCCCGCGCUGUUCGCGGACUCCAGCCCGCCGCCCCCGCCGCCGCCGCCGCUCCGGCUGGACGUGCCGCCCGACCAGGGCCAGCGCGGGGCUCCCUCGGCGGCGCGGCCCGCGCUCUGCGCCCCGGCGCCCCGGCUGGGGGUCAGCGGUGCCCGCAGGCUGCCCUUCCCUUCCCACCGGGCGCCCCCGGCCCUGCUCACCCGAGUGCCGUCGGGAGGGCCCAACAGGUACUCCGGGGGUCCCGGGAAGCACCUCCUGUAUCUGAGCCGGCCCGAGGGCCACCGCGGCCGCGCGCCGAAGAGGGUGGACGUGGACAAGUCCCCGCUGUCCCCCAAGUCCCCCCUGGUCGGAGCCUCGCAUCAAGCCGUCGUCCCCAGCGGCGGUCGUUUUAACUUUUAAAAAAAAGGCGUUCGGUGGGUGACCUCGCGACAGGGGCGCCCCGGGAGGUCCACGCGUGUCCGAGGACACGGGGCGCCCUCCCCCGAUGCUGCAAGCUCGUUCCUGGACUCUGAGAGUCUUGGCAUGGAGGCGGUGGGGGGGGCACCGCCUCACCUCGGCUUUAUUUAUUGACUGCCCUCGCCCCUCCCCUGCCCUGGAGGAAGGGAGGUGACACGCCCGCCCCCUCCGUGAGCCAGCAUUUCAGGGGUAUGGGGGACCCGGCCGAGCCCCCACUCCCCGAUCCCCUUCCAGCCACGCUGCCUUAACGCGCCACCCCUCUUUCGACUGGGGCCCCCGGAGGGCCGCACGGACGGCGCGCUGUACCGAGUCCCCGGGCCUCCCCGGGACAGGGACGUGCCACCUCCUACUGUGUAGGAGUCUCCGCUCCCCAAUACAGCCGCGUCCCCCCACCCACGAGCCGAGCCGCUGCCUCGCCUUUACUCUUCGCGGUGGGCGCGGGGGCGGGGGUGGCCCGGGCUCCCGGCGUGGCUGGCGACGCCGCGGUCCCCAUCGGGGUUCAUCAGGAAAGGGUUUCUUUCCUGAAAGUGGGGUGUGGGGCGUGAGCCCGGGCCGGGGGGGAGGCGCGGCGGUCUUAAAAGCUUGUGGUUGGAGAUGGGGUACGGCCCUCGCGAGCACGGUUAUGGCUCAAGGUAAGGCACUUUCUUCCCCCACACUCCCGGGGGUGGGAGUGAAAUUGGAGAAAUAAAAUGAAAAUGUAGAGUAAUUUGAGUUUCAUAUCAGGAAGUCUUGUCCUAAAGAGAAGAGAUUGGAUCGCUGGCGGCAAAAAAAAAAAAAAAUAAUAAUAAAUGAGCCCAUGGUGGCGCACGCCUUUAAUCCGCAGCACUCGGGAGGCGGAGGUAGGAGGAUCUCCUUGAGUUCAAGGCUACCCUGAGACUACAGUGACUUCCACAUCAGCCUGGGCUUGAGUGAGACCCUACCUCGAAAAACCAAAAAUGAAAAAAAAAAAAAAAGGGAUUCAUGACUGUUGGAGUCAAGGUUGCCCCGCAGUCAGGUCCCUAAGGCGCAGUUCCGCUUGGGAUGGCGCUCGGGGGCGCGGAGACCGGGGUUCUCGUCACACGGACGCGCAGCUUCCCCGCCGGGAGCUCCCGGUUGCUUGCACUACCGUUCGACGCGAUGUGCCAGUUAAGAUGCUCCACGGAGCUGGCUGCAGAGAACGGGCUCAUCCCGGGCACCGGCCAAUGGGAGAGGCGAAAGCGGAUUCGCGAGUCUGGGGUUUUCGCGGGCGCCAGGGGCGCCCCCUGGAGGUCACACUAGGCCCUGCAGCGAAAGAAGUCGCUAGAUCCUCGCUUUGGCUCCUUAAAAAAGUCUGGUCGCCCUCUAGCCUAGGCUGACCUCAAACUCUGCGCCAACCUCCUACCUCUCUCUGCCUCCCAAGUGCUGGGAUUCAAGGGUAAAACUGCCGAGAACAAACCUGAGAUUAUUUCUACCUCGGGGUUGUUCUUUCGUCCAAAGCCUGUUUUUAUCAUCUGAAAUAAUAGGGUUGAGGCUCAAGCACUAUAAUGUUAAAAGCCUUUGUCAAAGCGUGUGAUAGUGGUUCUUCCAAACGCACGUUUAUGCUAUGUAUACACAGUUUCUCGACCUCCUUUUCCUACCCAAUGACUGUCCCUUUGUAUUAGGUUUGACUUGCAGAUUUACCCCGUGAGAUUUAUAAACUUCCUUGAAAGUUCCUUAA
Jaculus jaculus (lesser Egyptian jerboa) is the source of this 5007-nucleotide messenger RNA. It is a transcript of the gene Sema6c, whose product is annotated as semaphorin 6C. NCBI's taxonomy places the organism in Eukaryota, Metazoa, Chordata, Mammalia, Rodentia, Dipodidae. Gene Ontology annotation, biological process: axon guidance; negative chemotaxis; neural crest cell migration. Gene Ontology annotation, molecular function: semaphorin receptor binding; chemorepellent activity. The coding region runs from base 381 to 3275 and encodes 964 amino acids. The record is from RefSeq and is a predicted model, not a curated record. The transcript has 20 exons.